UCUGUUUUAUCAAAGCUCGACAGAACCCCAGCUCUAAGUAUCGCCUUACCUUUGAUUCUCCGAUCGUCUCUCAGAAUCUUUUGGGCUAAAUUACCUGUUCUUGCAUUACUAAAGACAAAAACACAUCAGUUAUCAUUAUGAGCAAACCAACUCUAAACCCCCAGACAAUACAGAACCGCAUCUCUCAUCUCCUCAAACACUGGCCUACUGACGCCGUCCGCCCGGCCUCCGUCUCCGUCCAAACCUACCUCCAAUCCCGCCUUCAACCCACACAACCGCAACAAGCGCAGCCCCAACAAGCACAGCCAUCCCCCAAAACAGAAAUCUCAGAGGCCUCGCUGAAUGCCCUCUCGUCAUUACUGGAAGACCGCUACGCGAGACGGUAUCCGUUACCGCCGAAGCUGCGGCGGCCGGCGACGAACCCGGACCACUACGACAAUGUCGUGAAGGAGUUUGAAGAGGCCCCGGGGCGGGAUUUCUGGGGAGAGUGGGGAAAAGGCUUCGGGGGUUGUUUAGAUUUACGUGAUAAAGUUGGGGUGGUGUAUGAUAGUGUAUGUAUAUAGCCGUUGUUACUGUACUAUUAAAAAGCUGAUCAGCCUUCGAUAAUUGAGCAGCAGAAUGUAAUGAUACGGAAGAUAG
Messenger RNA from Aspergillus novofumigatus IBT 16806, 639 nucleotides. Its product is annotated as ubiquinol-cytochrome c reductase complex assembly factor 2. Gene Ontology annotation, molecular function: ribosome binding. Gene Ontology annotation, biological process: mitochondrial respiratory chain complex III assembly. The record is from RefSeq and is a predicted model, not a curated record. The transcript is spliced from 2 exons. Gene Ontology annotation, cellular component: Cbp3p-Cbp6 complex; mitochondrion. Lineage: Eukaryota; Fungi; Ascomycota; Eurotiomycetes; Eurotiales; Aspergillaceae. Bases 138 to 563 code for a protein of 141 amino acids.